AUGCAAGACUUGACCGUGAACAACGAGGUUCGGAUCCCGAGCUACCCCUUCAAGGUGGUGCUACUGGGCGAUGGCGGGACUGGCAAGACCACCUUCGUUAAGCGAUUCAUCCAGGAACCCUCGCCGCGCAAGUGGGUACCCAACAUCAGCGUCGAUAUUAAUGUGCUGCGCUUCGACACAGCGCACGGCAAGAUCGCUCUCAACGUGUGGGACACCGCUGGCCAGGAGAAGUACGGCAGCCUGCGUGAUGGGUACCUCAUGAUGGCCGACGCCGCGAUCAUCCUGUUCGACGUCACCGCUCGCCUCACUUACCGUAGCACGCCGGUGGUGAUCUGCGGCAACAAGGUCGACCUCAAGGACCAACGCAGGGUGAAGCCCAAGCAGAUCACCUUCCACCGCAAGAAGAACCUGCCCUACUUUGACAUCUCGGCCAAGUCCAACUACAACCUCGAGAAACCGUUCCUCUUCGUGUGCCGUCGGCUGACGAACGACCCAAAGCUGGAGUUCACGGCCGAGCCCUCCCUCCUGCCGCCCGAGACCGAGAUCGACAGGGCCGCCCAGGACGAGAACGAGGCUCUGCUCGAGACCGCACGCAACCAGGCCCUGCCCGAAGAAGACGAUGAUGACCUGUUCUAA
Messenger RNA from Acanthamoeba castellanii str. Neff, 636 nucleotides. RefSeq names its product ran small gtpase family protein. Gene Ontology annotation, cellular component: cytoplasm; nucleus. Gene Ontology annotation, biological process: protein import into nucleus; ribosomal subunit export from nucleus. The record is from RefSeq and is a predicted model, not a curated record. The transcript has 4 exons. NCBI's taxonomy places the organism in Eukaryota, Discosea, Longamoebia, Acanthamoebidae. Bases 1 to 636 code for a protein of 211 amino acids. Gene Ontology annotation, molecular function: GTP binding; GTPase activity.